AUGGCCCGAGCGCGGCCUCGGGGACGCUGGCUGUGGACACGAUGCCCACACCCGCCUGGGGGCCCCGGCUCGCCUCCCGGCCCCUCGGGCGCCCACCGCCCGGCGGCUGCGGCCCCGCAGCGUGCUCAGGACCCGCGUCGCAGCCGAAAGACGCAGGGCCACGGGCCCCAGUUAGGCAGGCCCCUCCGUGCCGCGCUCACCUCGGCGCCGGCCUCAUCGCCCUCCGCGCCGGGGGGGCUGCCGUUCCAACCGGCAGGCGGCCCCAUGGGGGCGGGGCUCGAGGACGUCAGUGCACUCGCCGUGCGUCCGCACGCAGCCCCGCCUCCCAUGGGGACCCGGCCUGAGGAGCAGGGCAGCCGGGAAGAGGAAAAGGAAAAUAAAAGUUUCCAGUUUGACAAGCUGUCUUCUGCAUCCAUUUCAUCCCAAGACCACCAAGCCAGUGUGGAGGCUUUUUCCUCCUUUCCUUUUCGUGAGACUGAUCACAACCUUGCCAGGACACGGUUUCCUCUUACUCGACCCAGUCUUUGUAAAAAAUGGGAGGCAGCCAUCAGAAGGAAAAACUUGAAGCCCACCAAGUACAGCAGCAUUUGCUCAGAACACUUUACUCCGGACUGCUUUAAGAGGGAGUGCAACAGCAAGUUACUGAAAGAGGACGCUGUCCCCACAAUAUUUCUUUGUACUGAACCACAUGACAAGAAGGAAGAUCUUCUGGAGCCCCAAGAACAGCUUCCCCGACCUCCUUCAACACCCCCCGUUUCCCAGGUCGAUGCUGCUACCGGGUUACUCAUGCCUCCUCUUCAGACCCCUGAUAACCUCUCCGUGUUCUAUGACCACAGCUACACUGUGGAGGACACCAUGCACCAGAGGAAGAGGAUUCACCAGCUCGAACAGCAAGUAGAGAAGCUCAGAAAGCAGCUCCAGACCGCACAGCAGCGGUGCAGAAGACAGGAGGGGCAGCUGGAGAAGCUGAAGGAGGUCGUGCACUUCCAGAAGGAGAAAGACGACGUCUCCGAGCGGGGUUAUGUGAUUCUAUCAAAUGACUAUUUUGAAAUAGUUGAAGUCCCGGCAUGAAGAGUGAAAUCUGUGUUGGUGUUCAAUGGGGCAAUACCACCUACCCUCUUCUAGCCUGUAGAGGAGUUUCAUUUGAAAAAAAUUACACUUGGUCACUUGUAUAAAAACAAUUCAGAAUAUGUUUUAAAAGAAUAAAUUAGAUAUAUACUGUAAAA
Balaenoptera ricei (Rice's whale) is the source of this 1226-nucleotide messenger RNA. Its product is annotated as THAP domain-containing protein 1-like. NCBI's taxonomy places the organism in Eukaryota, Metazoa, Chordata, Mammalia, Artiodactyla, Balaenopteridae. The record is from RefSeq and is a predicted model, not a curated record. The coding region runs from base 1 to 1071 and encodes 356 amino acids. The transcript has 4 exons. Gene Ontology annotation, molecular function: sequence-specific DNA binding.